CCGGGGGGGGCGGGACGGGGACAAUCCGCCCCCGCUGGCAGCGGGCGCGGCUGUUUACAGGUCCCACGGUAGCCUUGGACUGCAAAAAAUAAAAAGUGCUGGUUUGGAAGAGCUGCUUGCUACCACUUUCGCUCAGCUUUCUUCUCCUCUGUGUGAAACCCCAGGGUGCUCAAAAAAUCUGAGGAAAUAAUAAAAAAAAAAAAAAAAAGAUGUGGCCGUUUUGGGGACUGGACCUGAACCGAGUCCGCUGUGACCUGCUCUUCACAGAAGCCAUCAAUCAAAGGAUGCAGGUUCCCAACAGGCUGAAGGUAGCAGAUGGCUUCAGCCCUGUGGAUAAGGAGCCGGUGACAGAGGAUGUCCCUCCUUCCUUUCGGAUGCACAUCCCUGAUAGGAUUUCUCUUGCAGAAAUAUCAGAUGCCAGUUUGAGGCCCAUCCUGCUGAACCAGCAAAGAAAGGUCCCCUCUGUCGUGGUGCACAUGUCCCCGGACUCCUCUGCGCAGCCCACCCACCUCAGGGAGCUCCCUUUUCUGCACGGAGACAGCAGAUCAAACUCCCAGAAACGCAGACGACUGGGCCAUCACAGCAGCAGGUCGCGGCGGGAGAGGACUCCAAGUGACUGUGCCCAACUAGCCUUGUACAGCCAUGAGCGGCCAGACGUGUGUCCCCUGCCCGCGCGCCGUGCCCCGCUCCCCCUCCUCGCGGAGGCGGGCAGGAUCUACUCCAUGCAGAACAUCUUCCAAACCAUGUACCAGCUGGGCCAGGUGCUCUUCCACCGCGUCCAGAACUCUCUGCAAGACCCAGUGCCGUCCAGCUCCCAAGAGGCCGGCCCAGCCCCAGAGAGCACCUUGGAGGAGGUCGGGAUGGCUGAGAUGGCGGCAAUGCGAAAGCAGCUGACGAGGAUCUCGCAGAGGCUCCGCGUGCUGGAGGAGCAGUGCAACGCCUGGCGGCAGAAAGAAGCCCUGGUCUACUCCGUCCUGAUCUCCGCCUGCCUCAUCAACACGUGGCUCUGGCUGAGGAGAUGAUUUCCUGUGCCCCAACCUCCCCUGGCCAACCCUGUCAGGGUGGGUGAGGGCAGGGAGAGGAUCCUUGCUUGCGUACUUGCAAACAGUAAAACGACAUGUUUCUUCUUAA
Messenger RNA from Chroicocephalus ridibundus (black-headed gull), 1131 nucleotides. RefSeq names its product fetal and adult testis expressed 1 (gene FATE1). The transcript has 7 exons. Lineage: Eukaryota; Metazoa; Chordata; Aves; Charadriiformes; Laridae. Gene Ontology annotation, cellular component: peroxisome; mitochondrial outer membrane. The record is from RefSeq and is a predicted model, not a curated record. Bases 210 to 1022 code for a protein of 270 amino acids. Gene Ontology annotation, biological process: positive regulation of mitochondrial fission.